Molecule: messenger RNA, 4233 nt
Organism: Orcinus orca (killer whale)
Lineage: Eukaryota; Metazoa; Chordata; Mammalia; Artiodactyla; Delphinidae
Gene: AFMID
Product: arylformamidase
Exons: 12
Coding region: 245-1216 (323 amino acids)
Molecular function (GO): arylformamidase activity
Source: RefSeq, a predicted model, not a curated record
AUCCCCGGCGCGCGGGCCAAUCGGGAGCCGGCGCCGCCGGCCCGGAGCCAAUCAGCGUGCGGCUGUGGGACCGGCGGGAGAUUUGACCUCAGCCCGCCCCCUCGUGGGAGGGACCGGGAACGCGCGCACCAGGCUCAGCUCACCAGGGCGGUGGGCGCGGCUCCCAGGGACGGGGCCUGACCAGAGCCCCGCCCUCCUGGCAUAAAAAGGCGGCCCGGCCGCCUGUCGGCUCGUACACGGCGGGAUGGACGGGAUGGACGACUUGGACGGAGGUCCUGAGGGCGGGGCUCCCUGGAAGAGGAUGUCUAAAGAGGAGCUGGAGAAUCAGUACUCCCCCAGCAGAUGGGUCGUCCGACUGGGAGCAGAGGAGGCCUUGAGGACCUACUCACAGAUAGGAAACGAAGCUGGCCCAGAGGUGCCGCAGGUGCAUCUGCCCUAUUUCAUUGGUGAAGAAGCUACCAAGAGGGCCCAGGCCACCAGGAGGAACCUGCUCGAUGUCCCCUAUGGAGACGGCGAAGGGGAGAAACUGGACAUCUACUUUCCUGAGGCAGUGUCUGAAGCCUUGCCGUUCCUCGUGUUUUUUCAUGGAGGAUACUGGCAGAGCGGAAGUAAAGACUCAUCAGCCUUCAUGGUCGGCCCACUGACAGCACAGGGAUUGGCUGUGGUGAUAGUGGCCUAUGACGUUGCCCCCAAAGGCACCCUGGACCAGAUGGUAGCCCAGGUGACGCAGAGCAUCGUGUUUGUCCAGAAACAGUAUCCAGGCAACCAGGGAAUUUACCUGUGCGGACACUCAGCUGGGGCUCACCUCGCCGCCAUGAUGCUCCUGGCCAACUGGACCAAGCAUGGAGUCACGCCCAACCUCAAAGGCUUCUUCCUGGUGAGUGGGAUCUAUGACCUGGAGCCUGUCAUGCACACCUCUGAGAACGCCUCUCUCCUCACAACCCUGGAGGAUGCUCAGAGGAACAGCCCACAGUGGCACCUGAAGACAGCCCCGACACAGCCUGUGGAUCCAGCCUGCCGCAUCCUGGUGACUGUGGGCCAACACGACAGCCCUGAAUUCCACCGACAGUCCAGGGAACUUUAUCAGACUCUGCGCCGAGGAGGGUGGAAAGUCUCCUUUGAAGAGCUCCAUGAUGUGGAUCACUUUGAAAUCCUUUGGAACCUAACCCAGAAGGACUACGUGCUCACCCAGCAAAGAAAACCAUCAACAAAAUGAAAAGACGACCUACUGAAUGGGAGAAAAUAUUUGUAAAUGAUACGAUGGGUAAGGGGUUAAUAUCCAAAAUAUAUAAACAGCUCAUACAACUCAACAUCAUAAAGACAAACAAGCCUAUUAAAAAAUGCGCAGAACUGAAUAGACAUUUUUCCAAAGAAGAUAUACAGAGGGCCAACAGGCACAUGAAAAGAUGCUCAACAUCACUAAUCAUCAGGGAAAUGCAAAUCAAAACCACAGUGAGGUAUCACCUCACACCUGUCAGGAUGGCCAUCAUCAAGAAGACCACAAACAAAUGUUGGCAAGGCUGUGGAGAAAAGGGAAUCCUCCUACACUGUUGGUGGAAAUGUGAAUUGGUACAGCGACUGUGGAAAACAGUAUGGAGGUUCCUCAAAAAACUGAAAAUAGAACUACCAUAUGACCCAGCAAUUCCACUCCUGGAUAUAUACCUGAAGCAAAUGAAAACAUUAAUUCGAAAAGAUACAUGCACCCCAAUGUUCACAACAGCAUUAUUUACAAUUUCCAAGAUAUGGAAGCAACCUAAGUGUCCAACAACAGAUGACUGGAUAAGGAAGAUGUGAUACACACACACACACACACACACACACACACACACACAUAUAGACAGAAUGGAAUACUUCUCAGCUAUAAAAAAAGAAUGAAAAUUUGCCAUUUUCAGCAACAUAGAUGGACUUGGAGGGCAUAAGUGAAAUGAGUCAGAGGAAGACAAAUACUGUGUGUUAUCACUUAUCUGUGGAAUCUAAACAGUAAAACAAAUUAGUUAAUAUAAAAAAAAAAGAAACAGACUCACAGAUCUAGAGAACAACCUAGUGGUUACCAGUGGGGAGAAGGAAUUUGGGAGGGGCAAGAUAGGGGCAGGAGAUUAAGAGGUAUAAACUAUUAUGUAUAAAACAAAUAAGCUGGGGCUUCCCUGGUGGCGCACUGGUUGAGAGUCCGCCUGCCGAUGCAGGGGACACGGGUUCAUGCCCCGGUCCGGGAAGAUCCCACAUGCCGCGGAGCGGCUGGGCCCGUGAGCCAUGGCCGCUGAGCCUGCGCAUCUGGAGCCUGUGCUCCACAACAGGAGAGGCCACAACAGUGAGAGGCCCACGUACCGCAAAAAAAAACAAACAAAAAAACAAAGACCCAACGCAGACAAAAACAGAUAAUUGGGGAAAAAAAACCUUAUGGAAAAGACCUAAGCAGCUGAAGUUUUCAGUAAAAUAAAAAUUUAAAUGGUAAAAGUUGGAAUAUGUUGGUGCCAAAUAGAAAAUGAAUCACAGAAAUACGUUGACUUGAUGGUGUUUGAUCCAGAAGAUAUAUAGUUUUAUUUAUUUAUUGGCCACGCCACCAGGGAUUGAAACUGUGCCCUCGGCAGUGAAAGCACAGUGUCCUAACCACUUGACUGCGAGGGAGUUCCCUGGAAGAUAUAUAUUUUUAUACAGAUGCUAUCAGUAUUGAUAGAACUCUGAUUAAAAUAUCCUAGGAUGAAAAAGGCAGGGUCAACAUCCACCCAGACAAGAUGGCGGAGCAAACCGUGUCCUGGUCUGAUGAUUGUGAGGACAGGUUGGCAAUAUUAAAAAAUGUUGAAAGACACACACACACUUUCCCAGCAAUCCUGCUUGCAGAUGUUUAUGCUACAGGCAUAGUUGCACGUUUGUGUGUCUGUUUGCUGUAGUACAAUUCAUAAUAGCAAAAAAAAAAAAAAAAAUUGGAGAUACCCAAUGGGAAAUUUGUUAAUUGGAAUUAGGGUAGACCAUCCAAUAAACACCAUGCAGAUAUUAUAAAACAUGUUGAGAUCUCUAGGUGCCGAUAAAGCUGAGAUGUGCUGUUACCUGAAAAGACAGGAUGCCAAGUGGUGUAUGAACACACACACACACACACACACACACACACACACACAUACACACCUGGAAGUAUACAUAGAAACUGCUGAAAAGUUUCUUUCUGCUAGAGGUCUUUGGGGAGAGGAAGACUUCCUUCCCAUUGCAUGAUUUUUGCUUUUACAGCAUUGAUGUGUCACUCUUACAGUAGAGGAAAAAUGUGUUCACAAAAGUUUUGGUGAAACUAGAUGGCCAUAAGGUAAUAUCUAGCAUUGAUGUUUUAUGAUCUCAAAACAGUUUUGUCUGAUCAUCACAGUAUCCAUCAGGAUUUGUUGCCAACUACUUGAAAAUCCAGAAAGUUCACAUAAAAAUGCAAAUUUGCCUUUGUGAUAAAUAUAUUUUUGGUCUUUGUCCCCGAUUCCUGGCACACAGCUCCUAAAAAACCUUUGGAAUCUCCAGAGUGAUAGGAGCGUCUUUUGUUCUAAUGAGCAACCCCUAGAUGCUUCUGGCUGGGGCUGGUGGCCAUAAAGACCAAGCCUUCAUCAGAAGCUUGGAGCUUUCAGCCCCACCCUCCCAAUCUUCAGAGAGUGGAGAGGAGCUGGUGAUUCAAUUAAUCACCAAAGGCCAAUGAUUUGAUCAACCAAGCCUGUGAAACCUCUAUAAAAACCACUUAAAGUCAGGUUCAUAGAGCUGGAAGGCUGGGGCGUCUGCAUGAGGCUAGGCACCAGCUACACAGGCCUGCUCUGAACCCAGUCUGGCUGUGCCUACAGGCAGGUGCCUGCUCCCUGGGCUCUCAUUUCUAUUAUCCAGGCGGAUUGUCCUAGGCUGUUCACUUCCUGGAGUCACAUAACAAUCCCACCUCCCUGAUAGGACACCCAGGUCUCCUGGCUGGAGGGCAGUGGGCAUUGUUUCCACACAUUUCUUCACCUCUGUUGACCCCCACCCGCACGUCUGUUUGGGGCAGGGACUUAGAAAGGAUAUCUAACUCCUGAGGAAUUCUGGUGGGAAAGGAAGAACAAAGCUCCAAGGGUCAAUUUCUGGACUUCCAGGAAGCUUCAGUGAAAAGACUUGCCUCAGCACAUGUUCCAACCCGGACGGCACAAGGGCUGGCUGAGGAAGCUGGCACUAGGAGGUUCCAGGAGUGGGGUACCCACAAAAACAAUAACAGUUUGCACGCUGAAAGGGCUUAAUCCAUUUGUG